Molecule: messenger RNA, 1124 nt
Organism: Sesamum indicum (sesame)
Lineage: Eukaryota; Viridiplantae; Streptophyta; Magnoliopsida; Lamiales; Pedaliaceae
Source: RefSeq, a predicted model, not a curated record
UUUCCAUUUCCGUUUUUGAUUUUUGUUUCUCUCCUUCCUUGUCUGUUAAUUCGCCCUCAAACUUUUUCUCUCUAUCAGUUCUGUCUCCAAUUUUCAAGGGAUCACGAAAUAUAGGGUUUUCUCCGUCUCCAGAAUUUGCUAUCUCCUGGAAUUCUUGUCUCAGCGUCAAUGAAGACAGGAAGAUCUUCUUUGAAUCCCUAUGCAGCAUCCUAUGUACCACUCUCGAAAAGAAGGGCUGCUGAUGAGGGAAAAAUUUUGAAUACAGCAAAAGAAUUACAGAAUGGAAGUGAGAUCAUACACUAUGGACAUCAACCUGACAAUAAGUUGACUCGUGGUCAGCAGCAAAAUGUUUCUCAAAACUAUGUACAUACUUCUGGUUCUCCUCAAACUGCCGAGUUUACAAAAUGGAAGGGUCAUCAUGCUGGUGAAUUCUAUGCUUCUUCGUCACAUUAUCCAAAUGAGAUACGGGAAAAAUCAAAUUUUGAUCAAGAAUUUAUGGACUUAGCAUACCUCCAGAUCAAUUUUCCUGGCAUAUCAGAGGAGUCACUUUCUGAUGUUUAUUUAGCCAACAAAUGUGACCUAGAUUCUGCAGUUGACAUGCUGAAUCAACUAGAAAUGAUCGAUUCAAGGAUGCUUCACUUUCUUUCCCAUGUUAAGAUCUACCCUGAUGAUUCAUCAGAUAAGCUUCCAGACACUUUAGACAUUGGUGAUGUGCCGGAAUCUGUGUCUUCUAGUGGGUUAGUAUCAUUGCAGGAACAAAGAAACUCGACAGCAAAAGCCGGAGCUUCAACAUCUGGUUCAUCCAAAUUCUCUUCUACAAGCUAAUCUGCUGAUAUUUCAGAUCAGCAUAUUGUAUGGGUUGGUUAUAUGCAACUUGUGGAUAUCUGUUAGUGUGAAAUGGAGAAAAUGUUAAGGAAGCUUGGCACCCAUCCAUACGGUUUCCUUGCCUUCUGUUGUACAGCUUAAAGCUGGUUUGUACUUCUCUCGUAUCAUGUUCCAUCCCAUGGGUUGAUAAGUCAACCAUUAUAUCGUCACGCCUACUGAAAUUUUCUUAUCUGAGAAUGAUAUGAAAUUGUUAAUAUCAUUUUACCAUCAUUGUUUUGUUGAUUGGAAUCAUUUGGCUA